GAGAGAGAAAAAAGGUGGCAGAAAUACACAUAAUUACGUUUCGUAUUUCACUUUUCUGGUAAUAUUGUGCUGUGUGCCGGAUGUAUUAAGCUGAAAUUUCCUCAAAUGUAGGGAUAAUCUUCGAUAAAAGUGAUAAAAAAUUAACUGGAUUAUAUAUACGGUAUGUGAUUAUCCAUCGAACGGAUACGUUUAUAUUCUGCGAAGCUAGGCGAUGGAAAAUAAAAGGAAGUCCAGUCACCGGCAGGGGUCCGGCGAGAAAAGGCUUGGUUAUGAAUUCUCAAUUUCCUAUAAUCAAGUUUACCGGGAGUUUGCUGGGAAUCAGAAAACUACGAACAAUCAAGGAAACAACUCGUCUGGGCAUACUAACGAGAAUUUUGUCAAAACUCAGAAAACGACGCAAAACAGAGAAAACUGCGAACAACCGAAGGUUAAUGUUGACUGUCGUAAAGCUAAGAAGGAUGAAGCACGACAAUACAUUUGCCUUGCAAGGGUUGCUUUGGAUGAAGGAAACAUACAAAAGGCUAAAAAUUUGGCGGUAAAGUCCAUGAAGGUGUGGUACUUCAAAGAAGCCAAAGAUUUGCUACGACUUAUCAAACAUACAACGAGCUCGUCGCCGCGUGUCGACGAAUAUGUUGACUUGACUCACGUUAACAAGGAUGAAGCACGGCGUUGCAUCGAACUGGCUAGGAGUGCCUUCAGUGAAGGCGAUAUGGAAAAGGCUCAAAAGUUAGCGGAAAAGUCUAUCGAGUUGUGCCCGUUGAAGGAGGCUGAAGAUUUACUAAAAAGUAUCAAAAGUACCCAUGGCUUGUCGUCACGUUCCGGUGAAAAAUUUACUAGAAAUCAGAAAAAUACGACAAAACAAAAAAGCAAUAAUGGGCCAAAUAUGAACGUUGAUUAUGAACAAUUUAACAUGGAUGAAGCACGCCGUUGCUCUGAACUAGCAAGGAGUGCCUUCAAUGAAGGUAAUAUUGAAAAGGCUCAAAAGUUAAUAGAGAAAUCUAUCAGGUUGUGUCAGAAGGCUGAAGAUUUACUAAAAGGUAUCAAAAGUACCCAUGGCUAUGAAAAAUUUACCAGAAAUCAGACAAAUUCAACAAAACAAAAAAACAAUAAUGAGCCUAAUGUGAACGUUGAUUAUGCCCAAAUUAACAAGGAUGAAGCACGCCGUUGCUUCGAACUAGCAAGGAGUGCCUUCAAUGAAGGCAAUAUGGAAAAGGCUCAAAAGUUAGCGGAAAAAUCUAUCAAGGAAGCCGAAGAUUUACUAAAAAGUAUCAAAAGUGCCCGUGGCUCGUCGCCGCGUUCCAGUGAGAAAUUUUCUAGAAAUCAGAAAAAUACGACAAACGAAAAAAAUAAGUCAAAGGCGAACGUUGACUAUAAUCGAAUCAAUAAGGAUGAAGCACGCCGUUGCUUCGAACUAGCAAGGAGUGCCUUCAAUGAAGGCAAUAUGGAAAAGGCUAAAAGUUUAGCAGAAGAAUCCAUCAAGAUGUACCCGUUGAAGGAGGCUGAAGAUUUACUAAAAAGUAUCAAAAGUACCCAUGGCUAUGAAAAAUUUACCAGAAAUCAGACAAAUUCAACAAAACAAAAAAACAAUAACGAGCCUAAUGUGAACGUUGAUUAUGCCCAAAUUAACAAGGAUGAAGCACGCCGUUGCUUCGAACUAGCAAGGAGUGCCUUCAAUGAAGGCAAUAUGGAAAAGGCUCAAAAGUUAGCGGAAAAAUCUAUCAAGUUGUGCCCGUUGAAGGAAGCCGAAGAUUUACUAAAAAGUAUCAAAAGUACCCAUAGCUAUGAAAAAUUUACCAGAAAUCAGACAAAUUCAACAAAACAAAAAAACAAUAAUGAGCCUAAUGUGAACGUUGAUUAUGCCCAAAUUAACAAGGAUGAAGCACGCCGUUGCUUCGAACGGGCAAGGAGAGCCUUCAAUGAAGGCAAUAUGGAAAAGGCUCAAAAGUUAGCGGAAAAAUCUAUCAAGUUGUGCCCGUUGAAGGAAGCCGAAGAUUUACUAAAAAGUAUCAAAAGUGCCCGUGGCUCGUCGCCGCGUUCCAGUGAGAAAUUUUCUAGAAAUCAGAAAAAUACGACAAACGAAAAAAAUAAGUCAAAGGAGAACGUUGACUAUAAUCCAAUCAAUAAGGAUGAAGCACGCCGUUGCUUCGAACUAGCAAGGAGUGCCUUCAAUGAAGGCAAUAUGGAAAAGGCUCAAAAGUUAGCGGAAAAAUCUAUCAAGUUGUACCCGUUGAAGGAAGCCGAAGAUUUGCUUCGACUUAUCAAAAGUGCUUCGGACCGAAAAGAAAAAGUGAAGAAACCAAAGUUGGGUGUUGACUACACCCAAGAUCAGCUAGAUUUAGUGCAAUAUGUUUUGAAUUGUAAAGAUUGUUAUAAAAUUCUCAGAAUUAGCAAAAAUGCCACAGAUUCUGUCAUUAAAAAGGCUUAUCAUAAAAUGGCACGGCUAUUGCAUCCCGAUAAGAAUAAAGCACCAGAAUCCACACUAGCUUUUCAAUAUCUCCAAAAGGCCUUCGAAGAUGCAAUGAAAGAGUUCAACAGAACAGGCCAUUGCCAUGAACCGCGUUUCAAUGCGAAUGAACAUAAACCGCGUUCCAAUGCGAAUGAACAUGAACCGCGUUUCAAGGCGAAUGAACAUGAACCGCGUUUCAAUGCAAAUGAACAUGAACCGCGUUUCAAUGCGAAUGAACAUGAACCGCGUUUCAAUGCAAAUGAACAUGAACCGCGUUUCAAUGCGAAUAAACAUGAACCGCGUUUCAAUGCGAAUAAACAUGAACCGUGUUUCAAUGCGAAUGGAUUUGAAUCGUAUUGCUCUUCGCAUGGACCGUGGCCACACUUUCCCAAACGCAAACCGCCAACGCUUGCGACAUCAGGCGUCUUUGUUAUACUGUUAGUUGGUGCAGCUAUAAUAUACCGUGCCUUCACCAAUGGUCGCGCAAAAUAGAAUAUUUCAAAAUUUUAUGUUGCACCUUUCACAUGAAAUGAAAACAUGGUAAAUAAGCUUUUUAAGUCGGUGAGAGAAAAAGAAAAAAGAAAUAUGAAAAUAAAAAAUAAUUAUUGACGAAGAUAUAUAGCUUUUAGAAAAAGGUAGAUUUCGAACAUGUAGUCCAAAUCUAGCACAGCUAGUACGUCUCGUUCUGGAACGUUAGAUGCCCAGCCAACAUGAAAUCGUAAAAGAAAUCAUCGUCAAACUCGUAAAUGAAUACAACUGAAAUCAGCAUCGUAAAUGCGUACACAUAACAUUCGACCAUUUCGUAUAUUCAUCGUGGAGGAUGUUAAAAUCAAAUGAAUUAAGAUUAAAUUACGAUAUGUUGGAUGAAGUCGUAUUUAGAACGGCCGAUGUGAAAUGAAAUCUUACAACAAUCGCCUAUCAUUUCUUAAGAAGCAUCUUAUCAUACACAAACGACUUACGAAUUAUAAUCGUCAUUGAUUACCAAAAGAUUCGUAAAGAUUAACACAAAAGCGUCGGUCAUCAGGUCACUUUAAAUACUGCUAACUAUCAUCGUAUAAAAUGGAAAUUGAAUGCCACUUAGUCAUGUAACGAAAGUGGUGAUUUUUCGUACAACCAUCAUCGCAAAAAACCCCUCCUUGAGUCGUAUACGAGUAUACUGAUUUUGAAAAGAAAAAAAUCAUUAAGCGCUUUUGAUAAGUGCAUGGCUUCCUCUCAUAAUUUAAUUGCUCGAUUUUGAUCAGUGUACAAUCUCAAACAAAAAUAGAAACAGAAAAAUAAACAGAACAGCAAUCGGCGAAUAAAAAGGGGAUUAAUUGCUGCGAAGUUUCCCGUUACUAUCGAUCCGUCAGAAAUAAAAAACAAGGAAUGCUCCAAGACAAUGAGCAACUGUAUAGGAACUGGAGCAGGUUGAUUGAGCUCUUGAACCGCCCAAAGAAGCUGCGCGAGGGGCAUGCAACGACAGGGGAACGCAGGAAUUCUACUAUAAAAGGAAAAAAUGCUUGCCUUUAUGGCAAUCGCUUUCUUCCACGCCUCCUCCAGCUUGACAAUGGGUGUAACAUUAAGGUUUGAGACAAGUUCGCGAGAAUCAAGAAAUCAUCAAGCUCUCUCCUGUUCCCGGAGCUGGACGGAGUUGGUAACUCGUAGCGUCCCUCAUAGUGUGGUGAAACGAUAGGAAAUUAUCUAUCGCUUAGGUCUGAAGAUUCUGGCUAUUAAGAACCGGAUGCGUAACACCGGUAAAACUUGAUGAAACCGAGAACUUUGAAACUUUCCGGCGUUCAUGCAGAAAAAUUAGUUUAUUCGAGCCAUUUCUGCAAGGCCGAUGGAGGCUACGGAUCUGUAAGAUGUUAUUUUUGACCCGCAGAUAUAAAGCCGAUUUAUAGAGAAAAAAAAAUCUGUUUCAUGCUUGCUGGUCCGCAACUCAGAACCGAAACCGGAAAUGUUCAUCUCCUAGCAGGUCAACUAGUUCGUGAUAUCACCUAUAAGUGAACUCGAUUGUCCCGGCACAAUUUUGUCAAGGCUAUUUAUCUCCGUUCUCUUUAGAGUUUUUCUACUGCUGCUACUCAAAACAUCACCUCUAUCGAAUUCAUCGAAUAUAUCCGGAACUGGACGAUGUGCCGGAAGAUUGAGUCGAAGUUCCUUCUAUGGUAUGGUGAGAUAGAAGUAAGCUAUUAGAGGGCAAAUGCUCCGGAAGGAAAUAAUUGCUGAUCGACGUUGGAAAAAAUAUCAUUUUCGAUGUGAGCCUUUAAUCAGAUUUCAUUUAAUUAGAUUUAAAUUAUAUUUGCUUUAAUAUUAGGAAUGAACCCAAAUAUAUAUUUAUGCAUUCAUGAAAUUAAUCAAUAAAUAACUGAAAUUUCA
Molecule: messenger RNA, 4801 nt
Organism: Uranotaenia lowii
Lineage: Eukaryota; Metazoa; Arthropoda; Insecta; Diptera; Culicidae
Exons: 6
Coding region: 212-2938 (908 amino acids)
Biological process (GO): cellular response to misfolded protein
Cellular component (GO): endoplasmic reticulum membrane
Molecular function (GO): Hsp70 protein binding
Source: RefSeq, a predicted model, not a curated record